Molecule: messenger RNA, 376 nt
Organism: Perkinsus marinus ATCC 50983
Lineage: Eukaryota; Perkinsozoa; Perkinsida; Perkinsidae
Exons: 2
Molecular function (GO): protein binding
Source: RefSeq, a predicted model, not a curated record
UGCGAAUUUGAAGUUUAAGUUCAAGUUCCAACUCUCAAGGGCUGGGAUAACGUGUAUAACCUUCGUCUCGGGGGCACACGGAAAUGCCCCUAUGCUGUUGGUCAAUACGAGUGACUCCAACAUCAACAUCAUUGAUUGCACCUAUGGUCCGCCCCCUGGGGUCCUCACUAAUCUGACUGUGCGUCACCGUCUGCGGGUGGCGCAUUCGUUGCUGCCGAUAAAGAGCUGCUAUUCGCCUAGUGAAAUGGGGUAUUGUAUAUCGGGUUCCGAAGAUAAAGGGGUUUAUAUAUACUCCUUGGCAAAGACUGGCAACUAUCGUAUGAGUAUUCUGCACCAUCACACUGUCCCUGUGGUGGCAGUAGCAACUAAUCAACAG